AUGUCAUCUAGUCGCCCCGAACUUAAGUUUUCGGACAUCUCAGAAGAAAGAGGUUUCUAUAAACGGUUCGCUAGCUUGCCGGAGAAACCAACUCAAACGAUAAGACUUGUAGAUAAAGGCGAAUACUAUACAGUAGUUGGUAAUGAUGCGGUUUUUGUUGCCGACAGCGUUUAUCAUACAAACUCGGUUCUCAAAGAUUGCAGAAUUGAUCCAGGUACUGCAAAAUCCAUUCACGAACCACUCAAAUAUGUGACAAUCUCACCACAAGUUUUGUCCGGCCUUCUAAAGCUUUGUCUUUUAGAACAAGGAAUGAAAGUGGAAAUAUAUGACAAAUCGUGGUCGUUAAUCAAAAGUGGCUCGCCUGGUAACAUCGAACAAGUCGAUGAUCUAAUGAAUAUUUCACUUGAUUCUGCUAUCGUUCUUGCAAGCAUCAAGAUUCAGCCUAAUGCUCAAGAAGGAAACUGUGUUUUGGGCGUGUCGUUCAUUGAUAGUGGCUCUUUCAAAGUUGGAAUGCUGGACAUCGUGGACAAUGAAGUGUUCUCAAAUUUGGAGAGCUUUUUAAUCCAAAUGGGCGUAAAAGAAUGUCUACUGCCGGAUCAAAGAAGCAACGAAGGUAUUGCAAAUGAAUUGAAAAAAAUGGUAGGGGUUUUAGAUCGCUGUGGGUGUGUGUCAACUUUUGUGAAGAGCUCUGAGUUUUCUCACAAGGAUGUUGAACAAGAUUUAGUCAGACUGGUCGGAGAUGAGCUCUCAAUGUCUUUGCUUAAGUUCUCAAACCUAGCUCUUGGAUCCUGCAAUGCUCUUAUAUCUUACCUCGAAAUCAUGAACAAUGAGACUCAGGUAGGCAAAUUUGAACUCGUUCAACACUCAUUAACGGAGUUUAUGAAGUUGGAUGCGUCUGCACUCAAAGCACUAAACGUUUUCCCUAGUAAUGGCGGUGGCUCGAGUAGUAUACCGAUCAGCCAUGGUUCUGCUAGUGGGCCAAGGAUAUCAAGCAUGUUCCAAUUGCUUAACAAGUGCAAGACGAAUGCUGGUGUGAGGCUUCUCAACGAAUGGCUCAAGCAACCUCUUACCGACGCUAGUGAGAUUAACAAACGCCAUGACCUUGUUGAGUUUCUAAGCGAUCAGCUCGAGUUGAGGCAGGUUUUACAAACAGAUUAUCUGCCCUUAGUUCCUGACGUGAGAAGAUUAACUAAAAAGCUUCUCAGAAAUGGUAACUUGGAAGAUGUUCUCAAAAUCUAUCAGUUUGCGAGAAAGGUCCCCGAAAUUUCCAUGGUGUUGGAUGAUUAUCUGGAAAGACUGGACGAUAACUCCCCCACGAAAUCUCUAGUUGUAGAAACGUGGCAGAAACCUCUCAAUGAGCAUCUAGCACCCUUAGAUAAAUUUCAGGAGAUGGUAGAAACUACUGUCGAUUUAGACGCUUACGAAAGUACAAACGAAUUCAUGAUCAAAGUAGAAUUCAACGAGGAUUUAGCCAAGAUUCGUGGUGAGCUUGACACUCUCAAGGACAACAUCAGAACAAUACACCUUGAUGCUGCAGAUGAUUUGGGUUUCGAUCCGGAAAAGAAACUAAAGCUGGAAAAUCAUCAUGUUCAUGGGUGGUGCAUGCGUUUAACUCGUAAUGACGGCAAAGCUUUGCGACAACAUAAGCAAUACUUGGAACUUACCACAGUAAAGGCAGGGAUAUUUUUCAGCACUAAAGAGCUAAAGCAAAUCUCUGAACAAACUGCCCUGCUACAAAAGGAAUAUGACAGGUUACAAGCUGACCUAGUCAAGGAAAUCGUACAAAUCACGCUCACCUAUACACCAGUCUUGGAGAAGUUAUCCAUCGUUUUGGCGAAACUGGAUGUUCUUGGUUCCUUUGCGCACGUUGCGUCUUAUGCCCCAGUUCCUUAUGUGAGGCCUACAAUGCACAGCAUUGGUACCAGUAGAAAGACCGAGCUAAUAGCAUCUCGUCAUCCAGUUUUGGAAGUCCAAGACGACGUGACCUUUAUUUCCAACGACGUCAGGUUAGAGAGCGGCAAAAAUGAGUUUCUGAUCAUAACGGGACCAAAUAUGGGGGGAAAAUCGACGUAUAUACGCCAAGUCGGCGUCAUAUCUCUCAUGGCUCAGAUCGGAUGUUUCGUUCCCUGCGAAAAAGCUGAAAUAGCCGUAGUGGACGCAGUACUCUGUCGUGUGGGAGCUGGUGACUCGCAGCUGAAAGGUGUAUCCACUUUCAUGGUAGAAAUGCUGGAAACUGCUUCCAUUUUGAAGAAUGCUACAGAAAACUCCUUGAUUAUAGCUGAUGAGCUGGGUCGUGGGACCAGCACAUACGACGGGUUUGGUCUCGCCUGGGCCAUUUCCGAACACAUUGCCAAAAGUAUCAGAUGCUUUGCGCUCUUUGCCACCCAUUUUCACGAACUUACCUCGCUUGCCGACCAGGUACCCACUGUCCAAAAUAUGCACGUUAUCGCCCACAUCGAAGAUAUGCAAAAGAGCACACACAGCUCUGAAGACAUCACACUAUUGUACAAGGUAGAGCCCGGUAUUUCAGAUCAGUCAUUUGGGAUACACGUCGCUGAAGUUGUUCAAUUCCCAGGCAAGAUUGUUUCUAUGGCCAAGCGCAAGGCGGCUGAGCUUGAAGGUUUAAAGCAAGAUUCUCAGCUGAUAAAGAAACAGAAAUGUACCUCAGCAGAGAUAGCAGACGGUACUGAAGCUCUGAAGGAGCUGUUGAAGAAAUGGGUGAAGGAAAUCCGGGAUCAGGGAUUAGACGGUUCCAUUACGGAAGAGCAAAGUCAAGAAAAGAUAAUACUCUUACUAAAGCAAAUAUCGGAUUCCUCAACGUACACCGAGAACAAAUUCAUUAAGGAAAUAUCCAAGUUGUUGAUGUAA
Molecule: messenger RNA, 2868 nt
Organism: Lachancea dasiensis
Lineage: Eukaryota; Fungi; Ascomycota; Saccharomycetes; Saccharomycetales; Saccharomycetaceae
Source: the annotation of a GenBank genome assembly